AUGUACGCAGCUUGGCUUUUGCUCGCCUCAUUCGCCGUCUCUGCGCUUGGGAAACCCAAGCCCCCAACACGCAAGACUUGCAGCGUUCCUGCAAUUGGAGGCGGCGAGGAUGAUGGGCCCACGAUCAACAAGGUUUUCAAGACCUGCUCGACGCACUCGAGAAUCGUCCUUGACAAGUACUACGUCGUCGACACACUCCUCCUCACGAAAGACUUGAAUGAUGUGGAGAUUGAGCUGAGCGGUACAGUGCAAUACACUCCCGACAUUGCCAAAUGGUCCCCGCAAAGCCUUUUCUUGACAUACCAAAAUGCCACGACGUUCUGGUUCCUUUCUGGUAACAACAUCCACAUGUUCGGCGGAGGAACGAUUGACGGCAACGGGCAAGUCUGGUGGGACACUCUCAACAACACCGGCAACUCUGGAACCGCGGGAGGGUCUUCCACCACUUUCGCACGUCCUAUCCCUCUGACGGUAGGGAAUGCCACCAAUGUCGUCGUCGAAAACAUUCGUGAAAUUGGCUCUCCCUUCUGGUUCGUCUACCAGAGCAACAACGUCACCUACAAGAACAUCAACAUCCGUGCGGUGUCGUUCUCUAGCAGCCCGACGGCGAACUCAGAUGGUUGGGAUAUCUAUCGUUCAAACCAGGUAACCGUUCGGGACUCGGUUGUGCUUAAUAACGACGAUUGCGUUUCCUUCAAACCGAAUAGCACAAACAUUAUAGUUGCCAACAUGAUCUGCAACGGCUCUCAUGGAAUCUCCGUCGGUAGCCUGGGACAGUACGCUAUGGAGACCGACAUCGUGGCAAACGUCUCGGUCACGAAUGUAACUAUGAUAAAUGCGCAGAACGGCGCGCGUAUCAAGGUCUUUGGUGGGAACCCCAAUCCGAACAGCACUGUUGGUGGAGGAUCUGGCUACGUGAAGAAUGUCACCUUCACCGACUUCUUCGUCCAGAACGUGGAUAACCCGAUUCUCAUCAAUCAGUGCUACUCCACGAACGCCGCUGUCUGCGCCCAAUUCCCGAGCAAACUUACCAUUUCAGAUAUACAUUACAUCAACGUUACUGGUACAUCCUCCGGGCACGAAGGAAGCGUCGUGGUGGAUCUGGAGUGCUCCGACAUCUGCGAAGACAUCACUGCGACAGGAACGAACAUCUCAGUUGGCGGAAGCAACAAGACCGCGACGUAUGUGUGCAAGAACAUCGGGACCACUUCAGAGCUCGACUUCGAAUGUGUGGCACCUAGCACCUAG
Molecule: messenger RNA, 1248 nt
Organism: Epithele typhae
Lineage: Eukaryota; Fungi; Basidiomycota; Agaricomycetes; Polyporales; Epitheliaceae
Product: pectin lyase-like protein
Exons: 14
Coding region: 1-1248 (415 amino acids)
Biological process (GO): carbohydrate metabolic process
Molecular function (GO): polygalacturonase activity
Source: RefSeq, a predicted model, not a curated record